This is a messenger RNA of Lactuca saligna, 1974 nucleotides long. Lineage: Eukaryota; Viridiplantae; Streptophyta; Magnoliopsida; Asterales; Asteraceae. The record is from the annotation of a GenBank genome assembly.
AUGGCAGACUGGUCUCAACUUCCGAGAGAGCUUCUUGAUCUCAUAUCCAAACACCUCAACUCCGAGACCGAUCUUGUCCGUUUCCGAUCUGUUUGCACCUCCUGGCGAUCCUCCAUACAACUCUUCACUUCCCGUUUUCCGAUUCUCCCAAAAACCGGAAUCUCCGAUUCCACCUGGGGUUUCUGCCUCUCCAAACGGACUAUCUUCCGUGUCGAGUUAGCUGAUCCCGAUUCUGAUUCUCAACAAACCCACGUUCCAUGGCUAAUCAAGAUCGAAAGAGACAAACCCCCAAAAACUCAUCUCAUGAAUCCGUUAACUGGAUCCGAUUUCAUCCCCCUCUUGCCUAAUUUCCCUAGAUCCCUUGAUUUGUUGAAUUUCAGGGUUACGGAAUUAGGACAAGAGUAUGUCUUAAAGUACAUUAAUUAUCGUCCUCAUGCGAAUUCAAUUGGGGAUUCCGUAACCCUUUAUAUGGAGAAGGUUGCGUUCUGUAGGUCGGGGGUUAAUGGGUUCAUGUUAUUGACGAUUCACACUAGUGGAAGAUUGGCUCUGUUGAAAAUCGGAGAGAAGAAAUGGAACAUAAUCAACGAUCUGCCAUCGCCUUACGACGACGUGAUAUUCUAUAAAGGGGAGUUCUACGCUGUGGAUAUCACCGGCAGGACUGUUGUUCUGGUUAUGGAUUCAGAGACGAGACUGAAGGUCAUAGCGAAUUCUGUGUUCGGCGGGGAUAAGAAGUUUCUGUUGGAAUCCAUGGGGGAAUUGUUCAUGGUUGAUAAGUUUUUGAGCGUUGGACCUGACAAUGAUUUCGAUUAUGAUGAUGAGAACGAGUUUUAUGAAGAUUUCGAUUGUUUCAUGAGUGAAAGAACUGUGAAACUUGAGGUGUACAAGUUGGAUCACGAAGAACAGAGGUGGAUCGAGGUGAAAAGUUUGGGUGAUCGAAUGCUGUUUAUAGGCGAUAAUUGUGGGUUUUCAGCUUCUGCUUCGGAUUUCCCUGGAUGCAAAGCUCUUUUGGCCUCCCCCUCCAUGGCUUUACUCGAAUCCGGUGGCUUUAGAAGAUGGAUUGAAUCAUCUUAACAUCUAAUUGGAUUCGAGGAAGUCGAAAAAUUAAAGUGUACAUAUGCUCUUCAUGGUUUCGUGAGCAUCUAAAUUUCGACUAAUGAAGAGAAAUUUUAAUGUUUGCCCUUUUUUUUUUUUACAAUAAUUCGUUGUUUUUGGUUUAUGUUGCUGCUUGUUCGUUAUGGUAUUACAUUGCUUUUGGGUGUAUGUUUUUGGUUCAAGAAAAUCAAUUAUUUGUUGUGUUUCUGAACUUGUUUUUUUCUGCAUUAUUGGGUAGAAUUUGGGUUUUGUGAAUAGGGGGAUGAUUUGGGCACGUAAUGAUAACUUCGAGUGUGUGGAAUUGAUUCAAUUGCACCAAACCCCUUCUUCCUAUGGUUGUACUGAAAAGAUUUUUUUGGAUGAAUUCACUGUGAAAAAGUGACCUGAUGCUCAACUUGAUGUUAAUUGUUGAGGAUAGUUAGAAAUAUUAAUUUAACAGAAAAUGAAGGGGAUAGAGUAAUAUAAUUGAUAACAGGGGUUCCAUGGUGAAGGAGACAAACGUUGUGAUUAUUUGAUUAUGCGAUGAGGCUACAAGGGCUUUUUAGUAAAUACCGCCUCUUUAAUUUAGUUUCACAGUUUUGGAGGACACUAGAAUUCUACAAAAUUGUCUCAUUUGAAUUAUUGGGUAUCUUAUCUUGUUUUUGUUCCAGGUGGAUCGUCCUACUUUAAAGACAAGUGGCAUUGACAACGUGAGAUUAGAUAACUUGGGGUAUGAUGAUCUUGGAUAGUAUUUUUGAUAUGUGAUAUGCUAUUCAAACUUCAAUAGAUAUUUAAAAGUGAACUCUUUUUUUUCAUAAUUUUUUCGAUGAGAAGAUCAGAGAAAAUAAAGGCUCAAAGACUACAUGCACCUUGUAUUGAUGACAUUAUUACACAAUAUUAUUC